This is a messenger RNA of Dichomitus squalens LYAD-421 SS1, 2002 nucleotides long. RefSeq lists its product as uncharacterized. The transcript has 8 exons. NCBI's taxonomy places the organism in Eukaryota, Fungi, Basidiomycota, Agaricomycetes, Polyporales, Polyporaceae. Bases 1 to 948 code for a protein of 315 amino acids. The record is from RefSeq and is a predicted model, not a curated record. Gene Ontology annotation, molecular function: copper ion binding.
AUGCCGCACAGAUUUCCCUGCUUGGAGCCUGGCGCUUUGCCCGCCGUGAGGCCGUCGUGGUCUACGUCCCCUCAAUCCCUCACCAUUGAAGUCUGCAUCGAUUCCGUGGAAUCUGCCAUCGCGUGGGUUACUCUUGCUGCGACCAAUCAUCCUCUUCUUUCAUCCGCUUUGUCGAUCAGAGCACACCUCGGACGAGCCGAUCGCCUCGAGCUCUGUGGCAAUCUCGGGGUAGGCGGGGGCACCACGCCCAGCAUCGGCCUCUUCAAGCAAGUGCGCGCAGCAAUCCCCGGCACUCCCAUCAUGGUGAUGGUUCGACCUCGGACGGGCGACUUCUUCUACUCGGAAGCUGAGCUUGAAGUCAUGAAAGAAGACAUUCGGGCAUUCAGAGACGCCGGCGCGGAUGGCGUCGUGUUCGGUAUCCUCAACAAGGACGGUCGGAUCGAUGUGGACCACACACAAUCGCUUGCACAGGAGGCAGGAGACAUGCAAAUUUGCUUUCAUAGGGCAUUCGACAUGAGCAGCCAGGACGUCCUCACAGCCCACCUGGACAUCUCGAAGAUACCGCAAGUAACGCGCAUCUUGACGAGCGGACAAGCUCCCACAGCUCCGUCGCCAGCUGCGCUCCCCAAGCUGCGAACUUUGAUACGCACAGCCUCUCACAUGCCAGCCUCAGCCACAAUCCUGGUCGGCUCGGGUGUGAAUGCACAGACGAUUGGUCCCCUCCUGAAGGAACUGCUUCCGUGCGGGCUGAGAGAGGUGCACCUGAGCGGGGGAAGCUGGGUCGCAAGCGAGAUGGAGUUCCGAAGGCCCCAGAUGGGUAUGGGAGUCGGCGGAGAUGGAGAGUGGGGGAUAUGGCGGACGAGCGAGGAACGCGUGAGGGAGGUCAGAAGCAUAGUGGACGCAGCAUGGGAACAGUUCGUGGAAAAUACGAAGGUUGAGACAAAUUGAGAUAACGCGAAGGCGCAUAUAUGGACGUCGAUCUGUUCGCUACUACAAAAAGUCCGUAGUCCGAAGAGUUCAACUAUGGUACAGUAACCAAUCCUCCUUCCUGUCAUAUACGUAGCAUGAAGGGUAUACACGAGAAAGGACAACUCGUCAUAAGAGACAAACACCAUCUCAACGCGAACCAGAAGAUGUUACAGGGAACUUAGCCGCUGCACGGCGCAUGCUACAGCAAGACGAACGCUCACCGCGCAAGCCCCUCGUAGUACCUCACGAUCCCCUUGAUCCCCGGGCACACCGCCAGCCGCACCCGCUCGUUCUCCCUGAACAUGACAGCGCGCCCGGUACCCUCCAACCACUUCAUCAGCCCGCCGUCCUUCGCCAUCUCGCUCCUGUCCUUGACGAAGUGCGCGAGCCGAUCGCGCUGAAGUGCCCAGCGCAGGCGUCGUACGGCGGAGACGAGCGGCGCGGCGACGUGCGUCGAGGACGUGUCGCGCGGGAGGACCCGCGUGUGGUAAAACGCUUCGCGCACUGCGGGCGACGAGCGCGUGUGCAGCGAGCGCGCGAGGAUGGUGCGCGCGUGCGUCCAUUGGAGGCGAGUCGCGCUCUCGUACUGACGCACCAUAAUUGGGGAACCGAAAUAUAACCCGUCCCUCCAGCGUCUCUCGAUACCCAGACCGCGCAGGAUGUUCCUGUGUACAAGCUCGGGAAUUGACGGCCUCAGUGGCAGCCCUUGAGCAUUAGUGCCAAAGAGGGAAUGAGAGACGCGAGAUGGACCGAUGACCCAAACGCGUUCGUGGUGGAGAAGGGGGUCGUCAACUAGAGGGGCGAGCUCUGGAAAGACUUGUGCCAGAGACGCAAGCUCCGGGAGGUCGAGAAACGACAGUAUAUACAAUAGUAGCUCAGGAGGUAGGUCGAGAAGCAUAUCAACAAGUGUACGGCAGCUCGAGUGGAAUAGAGAUGGGCCUAGGAGCAGGUGUCGGGCGGACGACCAAGAGGUGCGCGAUAUAAAGCAGUGAUAGGUAUAGCAAGCUCAGAGCGUCGUCCACUAAGAAGGGCA